Messenger RNA from Pseudo-nitzschia multistriata, 1589 nucleotides. The record is from the annotation of a GenBank genome assembly. NCBI's taxonomy places the organism in Eukaryota, Bacillariophyta, Bacillariophyceae, Bacillariales, Bacillariaceae.
GCAACAUACACCAUCUAACCAAUUCAACCGAUGAACCCAACUUCAGCCCGUUCUGCGAAUCUAUUGGUGUUGUGUCUUUUGGCACAACAAUUCUUGUCUUUGCUAGAUCUGGUUGGAGGUUUCCAACAUAUCAAUCCUGAUUUUUCUAUCCGCAACACACGUCAUCAUUUGCACGGAAGCGGAUUGCAUGCUUUUAAGGUUUCCGUAGAUGAGCUCGAAAAAGAUCUGACGCCAUCCGAACGAUCGAUUACUGGUGUCGUGCGGCGAUGUGGUCCUUCGGUCACCUACGUCAAAUCCGUUCUUCCUUCUUCUCCCACGAACGGUGCCAGAAACUUCCAGCGGCGAACCCGAAACGGGCCACGGCGACGACGAUCCAAUCAGAACGAGAGCCCUUCGAACAAUGGCCUGCCCCGGGGGACUGAUUUAGGAUCAGGGAGUGGCUUUAUCGUUGCUCCAGGAUACAUCUGCACAAAUUUUCACGUCAUAGAACAGGCUUACUCCAUUCGCAAGAAUCUGGAAUUAGCCGAGCACACAUUCGAUGAAGUGGUGGGGAAUCUUACAGGUGGCUUCCUCUCUCAUGAUCUUCUCAACAUCACGAAAUCGGUCGUAUUUCAGGGAGCUCUAGACAAAGAUUCGCUACCGGAUGUAUACGUGAGAAUCAGCUCGUCUAGCCAGUAUAAAAAAUGCCGUGUCGUCGAUGUUAACACAGAUAUCGACCUGGCAGUCUUGAGAAUAAUAGACGACAUUUCCGAGCCCAGCAAGGACGAGGAGGAAAAAUCUCCCCCUUCGGAUACAACGGCCGGUGUCGAUUUCAUACCGUUUGGUUCGUCGAUGGACUUGCUGGUCGGGCAAACAGUGGUCGCCAUCGGCAACCCGUUUGGAUUGCAGAGCACGGUGACCUCCGGAGUCGUAUCUGCUGUCAAUCGGGAGUUUCGAGCGGGGACUGCACGAACGCCCGCAAAUACACCCAUCCGAAAUGUGAUUCAGACCGACGCUGCCAUCAAUCCCGGGAAUUCGGGUGGCCCCCUUCUGAACCUCAAGGGCGAAGUAGUCGGCAUCAAUACUGCCAUUAUUACAACAAGCGGUAGUUCUGCGGGUAUCGGAUUCGCUGUUCCCGCGGAUCAAAUCAAACCGGUGGUCAAGGAAAUCAUUCAAAAGGAUCGCAUCCAAAAGGGUCAGCGACCCAAUCAAGGUUGGUUGGGACUUUCGGUUGUGCGCCAAGAUGUUUCCAUUGCCGGAAACCAGAACGCUACUUCUUCAAACACGAUGCCGCUUGCAUUAUUGAAGAACUGGGUUGCUAAGGUUGAAAUGGAUUCUCCGGCAUCCGAUGCUGGGAUUCGGUCGCUCGCGAUAUCUUCGGAAGGUAUUGUGCAGUACGGGGACGCUAUUGUUGCGGUUGGAGGAAACGAGGUUACCAACUUUGAAGAAUUACACAGAGAAUUGGAAAGCCGAGUGGUGGGAGAACAGGUUGCACUUACAGUCCAAGAUGCAGAGGGCAAGCGCCGAGUGGUAUACGUGACUCUGUCACGCAAGCCAGAAAAACUGGGGCUUUGAUGGAUUAAGACAGUCUGUCUGUAACUUUAUUUUUU